This is a messenger RNA of Schistosoma intercalatum, 5186 nucleotides long. Lineage: Eukaryota; Metazoa; Platyhelminthes; Trematoda; Strigeidida; Schistosomatidae. The record is from the annotation of a GenBank genome assembly.
AUAUUUAGCGCUAGUUAUGAGAAUAUUGGUGUUUUCCGUCCUUUGCUAGCUGAAAUAUUUCAGAACCUUUCAGUCAGAACAGUGAGUGGACUAAAGCUUAUGUUUAGUGUCGGAAAGGCGUAACCAUUUAAUAGUUAGUUUCUUCGCCGUGUCAUAAUUAGCAUAUCAUUGGAGCAAAUCAUAGUUAUCGACUUUCCAGUGGUGGGUCUUACAAAUUACGCAGUGAUUUUGAUAUUUCUUGUGAACUGAAACGACACUUAAUAGUUUUAUCACUUUUAAGUUGACUAGAUUGCUAAAGUUGUUUCAACAACCUAGCCAACGUUAGUUAAUUUACUUUAGUGGUUGAUAGAUUACUGUACGAAGUUCAGUUUGUUAACUAAUAGAUGGAUGAGUUAAUUUCUAAACUGCUGUUGGUGUUAAUACCAACAGCAAAAUUUUGCUGUGUCACUACACUAAGUCAUUUUAAAUGAUGGGCAAAUAUGGUAGAAUAGGUCCUUAGAAUACGUACUCAUAUAGUUUGAGAGCUUCUGGUCGCUUAUUAGCAAGAACUAGAUUUUUUUCAUGCUUACUUCCACGCACUUUCAUCGGAUGGGAGAAAACGUUUGACUGAUUUUCUGUAUUUUAGAUGAUGCUCCUUUCUGUAUAUUAUCCUCGUAAAAUCGCUGUUAUUUUGACUUUUCAUUUAUGUUUCGUCUCAUGCUUUGAGUAAAAAUUGAAUACCUGAAUACCUGUGCCAUCUUUAAAGGUGUUUUGUUAACAGUGCCAAGAAAGUAUAAAAUAUUUGAAGUGGUUUUUUCCAUAGUAUUUUGCUUAUUAUUGAGUUUGUGUUUUAUGUCGUGUAGAUUAUACCUGCCAGUGAGAUUUAUUUGAUUACCAUUCAGUUCGAUACCUCCUAGGAUUUUGCGCCGAAUUCAUUAUGGAGGAAGGGUAGGUAAUCAUUGAUUUUUUACUUUUUUACAGUUGUUACAAUUAGCUAUUUAGAACAGCAUUUAUAAGGGAACAGCACCGUUUUCAAUUAGAACCUCAUCAGGCUUUACUCUAAUAUAUAUGUUGUUCUAAAUCACAAUAUGGGAAUGUUUCGAAACUAGGUAUUCUCCACAAAAGUCUGGUUCAAAAUUGAAUACGUAAACUUGUUCUCAUUAAAUAAAUUACAUUGUCAGUAUGGGGUUGUAGUUAUUGUUGAGUUUUUGAUUGAGACCAUGAAUCGAUCAACGUUAAAUCACCAAUGAAAAACUGGAAGCACUGAACGGCCGUUUUGUCUUAGUAUGAGACUUCUCAGCAGUGUGCAUCCACUAUCGUACUCGCGGGAUCCGAACCCAGGACCUUUGGUUUCCCAUGGGGACGCUUGUUCUCUAGAUUACUGAGCUGGCAUCCAACUGUAUUAAUGUCUGAUUUCAACCAAUCCACGAUAUUGCGCGACCAUCUUCCAUUGCCUUUGGUGGGUAACUGCCUCAUACCCGACACGGGUUAGCUCCAUUAGUCACGGUUUCUCACUAGAACUCCGAGAAUUUCCGCUCGAAGCUAGUCACUAGUGAGCACGUGGUGGUCUAACAUUGGUCGACUCAUGAUCUCAAUCAAGUUACGUUUCUUUGGUUUUAAUUGCUAAAUUUCUAAUAAACUCACGUUGAAAUUAGUAUUUUCGAACAUAUUUUGUCUGCUUUUGAAAAGUAGUGUUUCACUCCAGAAAUCAGUCGGUGAACUUUGAAUUUCACGGGAUACAACCUGAGAGCAUGUAUUCUUUGAUUUGUUAUAUUGAGAACUACAGUUACAGGUGUAAUUAGAAUUUACCACUUGUACGGAUUGACAGAAGAUGGUUCUAAGAGAAGUACUCAUCCACGUUAAUAGCCACUGAAUAAGACGGGGUGACUGGGAAACUUUUAGUAGCAUUACAAUCUUUUUUGUCUUACUCAAACUCUCUUAAAUAGUUGCAUGACAUCCUGAAUGUUAACUCUUAAAAUAUUAAUUGACGUGUUACAAUUAUUUUGUAUCAGAAUCCACAGUAUUUUAAUCGGUAAUCCUUAUCUACUGUCCCAUUUCCAGUAGUUCGGCUAAGAGUUCUCACGGUGGUAGGCGUAGAAAUAAGAAAUCUCGAACUUCGAGGCAGCCAAUGAGUGAAUCCCAAGAAACUCAAGAGAGUGGAGAUCAUCAAGUAUCUUCAAUUCAACCAAAUGUACAAGAGGCUCCUGUUUCAUCGUUGUUUGGUGAUGAACCUUCUGCAAUUGAUGUUCCUUCGACCUCAAAACUAACAAGUUCACCUUCCAAACCCGCGAGACAGAAAAAGAAGCAUCCAAAAGUAAUAGAAACGUAAGUGCUGUGGUUUGCUGUAGAUCGCUUUUUGUUGUAAUUCGCAAGCUUGCUUUCUAUUUCUGAUCGGUUCUUACUUUUCGUUUCAGUGUUCAUCUUUCUGAGGAUUUCUCUAAGUGAGUUAUUUUUAUCAAUAUUCACCAUAUUUGUUUUAUUUGGAAAAAGUAUGGUCGGUUUUUACUUGCGUGAAACACGUUAUCUUAUCUUGUGUAUUUUAAGAAUGAAUAUCAAAAGACUUUCAAUACCUAAUCGACCGGAUGGAGGGGGACAUUCGGGCAAAGAAAUGUAUGUGACUGUUAAUUGUUGGGAUUUUUCGAUAAAGCCCAAAGUUGUUUACAUGUAUCGAGCAGAAGCUCUCGCUGUAUAUCGUGGUGAUGAAGGAAACAGGACUGAAAUACGAAUGUCUGCUAAGGAUAAACGUGCUCUAAUUAAACAGGUGGCUGAUAGUUUACACGACUGUAUAAUUUACGAUGGUGGCCAUGACAUAUACUCGGCAGAUCGUUUGCCAGGGAUCGGAAAAGUUCCUACUGAGACAGAAAUGAAAAUUGUUGACCCACUUGGUCGAGAUAAUCUUAUUCUAAAAUAUCACUUGAUGGAAGUACAGACGGUGUCAACUGACGAUGUACAACAAUACGUAGAAAACCCAAAAGCAACAUCGUUAAACAUUCCCCAAGAAUCCAUAAGAUUGUUAGAUUGUAUAUUAAGAACUGUGUCGAAGCAGUCGUUAAUAUCUCUUGGAAGAUCUGCUUUAUUUUACGAAAAGCCAGUGAAAGUCGUUGCAGAUAAGCUACUGAGUAUCCACAGAGGUUUUAUCGCUAGCAUUAGACCUCAAUGGAAGGUCCGUAUGAAUAUAGACAUGACCUACAAGGCUUUUUUCACAGCUGGUAACCUAGCAGAUGUUAUGUACGAAAAGUAUGGAGACAAUAUGGCCAGAUGUAGCUCACAAAUGGCUAACGAUUUAAGAAGAAUACGUGUUGAAACUGAUAAGUUUUACAAAAGUGACAAUGGACAUGUGUAUUCUAGACGUUUCACUGUGCAUGGAAUAUCUUCUGUGCCAGCUGAUAAGCUUAUGAUCGAGGAGAGAAAGCAGUCUGUUGCUGCGUACUUUGAUGAACAUCACCAUAUUAAGUUAAAAUAUCCUGAUCUUCCGUGCAUAAAGGUUGAUCAAAAACGAGAGGUUUAUAUGCCGAUGGAAUUACUAAAUAUUCUUCCUUUUCAAGCACCUAACGCGAGCAAGGCUGAUGUGGCUAGUGAGGUUAUCCGUUGUGCAGCAGUACGUCCUCAAGAACGUUUUCGAGAACUUAUGGAUUUCACUAAUUCGAUUUCAAAGGCACAUCGACUAUUCCAGUUGUUUCAAGUAAAGAUAGCAAACAAACCUGUAGAUGUAAAGUCACGUGUACUCCAGCCACCUAAAGCAGUUUUUAAUCGUCCAGAUAAAAUCCAACUGAAGGCUGGAAGUUGGAAUACUCCAGAUUUUCACGAACCGGCUAAACGUGGUGUUGCAAUUCCAUGGGGAAUACUUUGUGUUCCAAACAACCCACGAUCUAGAGGCGAUGUGGAAAAAGUCACAGACGAAUUACCGAAGGCCGCUAACCGUUUCGGUGUUUCCUUCAGCAAUAAACCAUUUAUAUCACAAUGCUCCCUUAACCAACUCGAAAAAAAGUUUGAGGAAUUUCAUCGACAAGGUUGUAACUUCAUUCUGUUGAUUCUGUACGAUGAUUUGGCUUACGGAACAAUAAAACGUUUAAGUGACUUGAGAAUGGGUAUCCGCACACAAUGUGUUCGUGGUAGCACUCUACGCAAACCUAAUGUGUUUCCCAACCUAUUAUUGAAACUCAAUGGGAAACUUGGUGGUGUUAAUUGGAUUGUCCCAGAUCUUAUCGAGAACAGUCAGGAUUUAAUAAUGGUUUUCGGUGCUGAUGUUACUCAUCCAGCACCGACACAAUCUCAUCAGGUUCUCAAGUCAGUUGCUGCUGUUGUUGGAUCUGUCAGUCCUGAGUUAAUGCGAUACGGGGCUGUAGUUAGACAACAAGCAACUACUGAGCGAGGAAACAAAACAACAAGAGAAAUUAUUGAUAACUUGCAUCUGUCAGUUGGAGAACUGCUCACGCUGUAUUUGCGGAAUACGAAGGGACGUUUUCCUAAACGUAUUAUAUUCUAUCGCGACGGUGUCUCAGAGGGUCAGUUUGAAAAUGUUUUGGUGGAGGAGUUGUCUGCCAUUCAAAAAGCUUGCACUGAUAUUCGUCCUGGUGAAGAACCUGCUAUUACAUUUAUCGUUGUCCAGAAGCGACACCAUAUCCGUUUCAAACCACAUGAUCCCAGGGCACGGAAUGUGGAACCAGGGACUGUCGUGGAUACAGAUAUUACUCAUCGUAGAGAGUUCGAUUUCUAUAUUUGUUCUCAUGAAGGGAUUCAGGGAACAUCAAAACCGUCCCACUAUCAUGUAUUAUAUGAUGACAGUAACUUUACAUCGGACGCUCUUCAAAUGUUUACGUACCACUUAUGUUAUGCUUAUAUGCGGUGCUCUCGUAGUGUCUCUUACCCUGCUCCGGUGUAUUAUUCUCAUUUAGCUGCGUUUCGUGCACGAGAUUGGCUAUCAAACACGAACGAAGCAAGUGUUUUGCUUGAUGGUUAUGAUCGCUUCAAUGUUCACAUAUCACAAACUGAUGGGAUGUUUUUCUUGUAAAGUUUCGUUAAUUUAUUAUUUCGGAGAAAACUUUUUAUUUUAAUAUAUAGACCAUUACGUUUAAUAAACAAAUUAACGAUAAAUAUAAUUGUACAGUUCUUGUUAAUGAAGUCGUCGAAAAGGAAAUUUUCCCCGUUAAAUUCUCUUAUUUAUUCAUUUCAUCAUUUAUUCGAAAUAAAUUGCAUUUAUAAUGGUU